AUGUCGCUUCAUACAACAGAACUAGACGGAAUCUUGCCCCUCGUCAACAGAGGUAAGGUGAGAGACAUUUAUGAAGUCAAUGCCACCACUCUUCUUUUUGUCGCUACUGACAGAAUUUCAGCGUACGAUGUCAUUAUGGAGAAUGGAAUCACCAACAAAGGAAAGAUUUUGACCAAGUUAUCUGAAUUUUGGUUUUUCUUCUUGUUCAACCAGGUCCACAACCACUUGGUUUUGGAACCACAUUCGGAUGAAGAAGAAAUAUUCAAGCACUUACCCCCUCAAUUGUCCGAGCCAAAGUACAAGGAUCAGUUGCAGGGUAGAUCAUUGCUUGUCAAGAAGAUGGAAUUGAUUCCAUUGGAAGUUAUUGUCAGAGGCUAUGUGACGGGCUCUGCUUGGAAGGAGUACAAGAAGUCAAAGACAAUUCACGGCAUUGCCAUUGAGGAGGAUUUGCAGGAGUCCCAGGAGCUUCCAACUCCACUCUUCACACCUUCCACUAAAGCUGAGCAGGGUGAGCAUGAUGAGAACAUUACUCCAGAACAAGCAGAGAAGAUUGUUGGCAAAGAAUUGUGUGACAGAAUUGCCAGCAUUGCCCUUGACCUCUACACCAAGGCUAAGGAUUAUGCCAAAACCAAGGGAAUCAUCAUUGCUGACACCAAAUUCGAGUUUGGAUUGGAUGAGAGCGGCAAUGUUGUGCUUGUUGACGAGGUUCUCACACCUGACUCUUCAAGAUUCUGGAACGCCGAAAAGUACGAGGUCGGCAAGUCUCAGGAAUCUUACGACAAACAGUUUUUGAGAGAUUGGUUGACAUCCAACAACUUGAAUGGAAAGGAAGGCGUCAAGAUGGACGAAGAAAUUGUCACUAAAACUAAAGAGAAGUAUGUUGAGGCGUACGAGGUUUUGACUGGCAACACCUGGAAAGAUUAA
Messenger RNA from Candidozyma duobushaemuli, 924 nucleotides. It is a transcript of the gene ADE1, whose product is annotated as phosphoribosylaminoimidazolesuccinocarboxamide synthase. Gene Ontology annotation, molecular function: phosphoribosylaminoimidazolesuccinocarboxamide synthase activity. The record is from RefSeq and is a predicted model, not a curated record. The transcript has a single exon. NCBI's taxonomy places the organism in Eukaryota, Fungi, Ascomycota, Pichiomycetes, Serinales, Metschnikowiaceae. Bases 1 to 924 code for a protein of 307 amino acids. Gene Ontology annotation, biological process: 'de novo' IMP biosynthetic process. Gene Ontology annotation, cellular component: cytoplasm.